AUGCUGCGCGCCAGAGUGGAAAGCUUUCUGCCGGCAUCCCAGGCGCGUGCCAACGCUUCCACCCGGGCACCUGCUCUCCAUCUGACGGAGCUUGGUGAGGAAGAACGGGACAAGAAGAUAAAAAAGGAGCCUGAAGGGCAACAGCCAGACACUGGGUCCAUGCGGAUGGGCACCAUGCGUGGUAGGCGCUACCUGCUGGACAGUGAGAAAGGGGGCAUCAGGAGGCAAAGAUCACCCGACUGGCUUUAUGAGUCGUAUUGCCGAAUGAGCCAGCAGCACCCGCUGGUCGUCUUCCUGCUGCUGAUUGUGAUGGGCACCUGCCUGGCACUGCUGGCUGUCUUCUUCGGAUUGGGGUUGGAUAUCGAAGCUCACGUCGCCUUCGUGAUCACGGUCCCCACGGCGCUUGCCAUCUUUCUCAGCAUAUUUGUUCUGGUCUGCAUUGAGUCCGUCUUCAAAAAGCUCCUGCGUCUCUUCGCCCUGGUGAUCUGGGCCUGCCUGGUCGCCAUGGGCUACCUCUUCAUGUUUUUUGGAGGCAUCAUUUGUCCCUGGGAUCAGGUCUCCUUCUUUCUGUUCAUCAUUUUUGUGGUGUACACGAUGCUACCCUUCUCUAUGAGGGAUGCCAUCAUUGCCAGCGUCCUCACCUGCUCGUCUCACUCGGUCGUCCUCAGUGUGGUUCUAUCAGCCCAUACUAACAGUACCGAGCAGCUGGUGUGGCAGAUUCUGGCCAACAUCAUCAUCUUCAUCUGUGGGAACAUGGCAGGAGCGUACCACAAACAUCUGAUGGAGCUGGCACUGAAGCAGACCUACCAUGAUACCUGCAACUGCAUCAAAUUACCCAUCAAGCUGGAGUUUGAGAAACGGCAACAGGAGCGUCUCUUGCUGUCACUGCUCCCAGCUCACAUCGCUCGAGUGAUGAAGGCUGAGAUCAUCCAAAGGCUCCAGGGACCGAACUUCGGCCAGGCAGAGAACACCAACAACUUUCACAACCUAUACGUACAGAGACACACCAAUGUCAGUAUUCUGUAUGCUGAUAUCGUCGGCUUCACCAGACUGGCCAGCGAUUGCUCUCCUGGUGAACUAGUCCACAUGCUGAACGAGCUUUUUGGCAAAUUCGAUCAGAUCGCCAAGGAAAAUGAAUGUAUGAGAAUUAAGAUUCUGGGGGACUGUUAUUACUGCGUCUCUGGUCUGCCGGAGUCCUUACCCAACCACGCCAAGAACUGUGUGAAAAUGGGCCUGGACAUGUGUGAAGCCAUCAAAAAAGUCCAUGAUGCCACUUGUGUGGACAUCAACAUGAGAGUCGGGGUGCAUUCCGGAAAUGUGCUCUGUGGCGUCAUUGGCCUCCAGAAAUGGCAGUACGAUGUGUGGUCACAUGAUGUAACGCUAGCCAACCACAUGGAAGCCGGCGGUGUACCAGGGCGUGUCCACAUCACAUCAGUCACUCUGGAGCACCUGAACGGAGCGUAUAAAGUAGAGGAUGGACACGGCCAUGAAAGGGACCCCUAUCUGAAGGAACACGGGGUCGUCACAUACCUGGUGAUCAACCCAAAAGCUGACAGACGGAGUCCCCAGCACCACUACAGACCCCGCCACGCCCUGGAUGGUGCCAAGAUGAGAGCUUCAGUCAGGAUGACUCGCUACUUGGAGUCAUGGGGUGCUGCCAAGCCCUUCGCCAACCUGCACCACCGGGACAGCAUGACCAAUGAGAACGGCAAAAUCAACACUUCUGACGUUCCGCUGGGUCAGUAUCACUUCCAGAGACGAUCAGAAAGAACUAAAUCACAGAAGAAGAGAUUUGAGGAGGAACUAAACGAACGCAUGAUACGAACAUUCGACGGCAUCAAUUCUCAAAAACAGUGGCUCAAAUCAGAGGACAUUCAGAGAAUAUCGCUCUUCUUUCACAACAAAGCGCUGGAAAAAGAGUACAGAGCAACAACGUUACCUGCUUUCAAAUACUACAUCACCUGUGCCUGCUUGAUCUUCUUCUGCAUCUUUGUUGUGCAGAUUCUCGUCCUACCAAAGACAGCUACAUUGGGGAUCUCAUUUGGAAUUGCCUUUCUAAUUCUCUCCAUGAUUCUCUUCAUCUGCUUUGUGGGCCAUUUCUUGCAUUGCAGUAAGACUGUAUCAGCAUCGUGGCUCUGGAUCCUCCGAUCCUCUGCCAUUAUCAGCAACAAGCCGUGGCCUCGUCUUACUCUGACCAUGGCCACUACCACUCUCAUCCUGGUAAUGGCCAUAUUUAACAUGUUCUUUUUGGAGGACGACGUGACACCUCAGCUCCCGCUUUAUAAUAUUUCCAAUGAAACUCUAUUUUACUUUGACGGGCAGCCGGUAGCUUUACUGGAGGGUGACAAUUUCUAUCUUCCUUAUUUCAUCUACAGCUGCAUCCUGGGUCUGAUCUCCUGCUCUGUGUUUCUGAGGAUCAACUAUGAGCUAAAGAUGCUCAUCAUGCUGAUGGCCGUCAUGUCCUACAACGUCAUCAUUCUUCAUACCCACGCCUCACUGCUUGAUGAAUACAGCAAGUUUCUCUAUAAAGAUGAGGUCCUGGACAGGCCUGGAGUACUGAAGGACCUGAAAACGAUGGGGUCGGUCUCACUGUUCAUUUUCUUUGUCACCCUGCUCGUGCUGGCCAGACAGACUGAAUAUUACUGUAGGUUGGACUUCCUGUGGAAGAACAAGUUCAGGAAGGAGUGCGAGGAGAUCGAGACCAUGGAAAACCUCAACCGGGUUCUGCUGGAAAACGUCUUGCCUGCUCACGUGGCUGAACACUUCCUAGCACGAAACUGGAAGAAUGAGGAUCUAUAUCACCAAUCGUACGACCUGGUCUGUGUGAUGUUCGCCUCAAUCCCAGACUUCAAAGAGUUUUACACCGAGUCAGACGUGAACAAAGAGGGGCUUGAAUGUCUCAGGCUGCUCAACGAAAUCAUUGCUGACUUUGAUGAAUUGCUUUCCAAACCCAAGUUCAGUGGAGUUGAGAAGAUUAAGACCAUUGGCAGCACCUACAUGGCAGCCACUGGGCUAAAUGCUACACCAGAACACAUACAGGAGCAUGACAGGCAGUACAUGCACAUUGGUACCAUGGUGGAGUUUGCCUUUGCGUUAGUCGGGAAGCUCGACGUCAUCAACAAGCAUUCAUUCAACGACUUCAAGCUACGAGUCGGUAUAAAUCAUGGCCCGGUGAUUGCUGGUGUGAUUGGAGCUCAGAAGCCUCAGUACGACAUCUGGGGAAACACGGUGAAUGUAGCAAGCCGAAUGGACAGCACCGGAGUGCUUGGAAAAAUACAGGUGACGGAGGAGACGAGUCGCGUUUUGCUGACGCUCGGCUACACGUGCUCGUGCAGAGGAAUAAUCAACGUGAAGGGUAAAGGGGAACUGAAGACCUACUUUGUCCACACAGAGAUGAGCCGCUCACUUUCACAAGGGAAUGUAAUGCCGCUACCCGAUGAACCCCAUAAGAUCGAUUAAGAACCAGAAACAGCAGCGAUGCUUGUAAAUAAUCUUGCCUUGUCCUUUAGAUGCAUGAGAUCUUGGAUGUUUAUCAAGCGAAAAUUAUUCGGCAGUAUCAUAAGCAGGGUUUGUGCACAGGGUACGACGCCUAAGUACAGUAGCAAUUUUUUUGUAAGAAAACCAAAUACAGGCCAAAAAAGUGUUUUGACGUUUUAAUGCCGUCAAUUUUUUUUCUUCUUUUUUGUAUAAAAACUUCAUUAAACUUUGUAUGUAACUUUG
This is a messenger RNA of Trichomycterus rosablanca, 3720 nucleotides long. RefSeq names its product adenylate cyclase 2a (gene adcy2a). Gene Ontology annotation, molecular function: adenylate cyclase activity. The transcript has 25 exons. Gene Ontology annotation, cellular component: plasma membrane. The coding region runs from base 1 to 3459 and encodes 1152 amino acids. The record is from RefSeq and is a predicted model, not a curated record. Gene Ontology annotation, biological process: adenylate cyclase-activating G protein-coupled receptor signaling pathway; intracellular signal transduction; adenylate cyclase-inhibiting G protein-coupled receptor signaling pathway. Lineage: Eukaryota; Metazoa; Chordata; Actinopteri; Siluriformes; Trichomycteridae.